AUGAUAGCCGAUGUUGAAGAUAAUAAUAUUAAUAAUAAUAAUAAUAUAUUUGAUGAAAUCGAUGAUGAAGAUUGGAUAUUAGAAAAACCUAUAUCUGUAUUUGCUUUGGAUCCAGCUGAUCGACGUGUUUUAAAAGUAGCUGAUCAACGUGAUGCUGUACAAAAGAAAACAUUUACAAAAUGGAUUAAUUUUCAUUUAUCAAAACGACAAGGUUUACAUGUUGAUGAUUUAUUUGUUGAUUUACGUGAUGGACAUAUACUUAUAUCUUUAUUAGAAUUAUUUACCAAUCAAACUCUUCCCCGUGAAAAAGGUACAUCAAAAUUUCAUGCUUUACAAAAUGUUGAACAGUGUCUUCAAUGUCUUGAACAAGAUCAUAAUAUUCGUUUGGUUAAUAUUCGACCAGAAGAAUUAGUUAAUGGCAAUCCUAAAUUAACAUUAGGACUUAUUUGGCGUAUUAUUCUUCAUUUUCAAUUUUCCGAUAUAACUUUACCAACAACUGAAGAGAACAUUCCAGUAAAUAUUAAACAAACUAUAGCACCAAUUACAAUAAUUCAACAACCGGCAUCAUCUUCACAAAUUAAACCUGUGAAAAUCUCUUCAAUAUCUUCUACAACUCAACGAAGACCAUCAUUUGAUCAAAUAUCAACGAAUUAUCGUAACAUGUUAUUAAUAUGGGCUCGUCAACAAUGUCAAGGUUAUCCAGGAAUUUAUAUUGAAAAUUUUACACAUUCAUGGCGUAAUGGACGAGCAUUUCUUGCUAUACUUCAUCGACAUAAUCCAAAAUUAAUCAAUAUAAAAGAUGCUUAUCGUAAUUCUCAUCGAGAAAAUUUAUCUCGAGCUUUUGAUUUUGCACAAAAGCAUUAUGGAAUUAUGCAAUUAAUCGAUCCUGAAGAUGUUGACACUGAUGAACCUGAUGAAAAAAGUAUUUUAUUAUAUAUUGCACAUUUAUAUAAAGUUUGUACAACAUUACCAAUUCAUCCAUUUCAACAAGAACAUGAUCGAGUUAAUCUUGAAGGUGAAUUAGCAUAUGAAUACACAAAUUUAGCGUCGGAUCUUCUUCAAUGGAUAAAAAU
Adineta steineri is the source of this 1073-nucleotide messenger RNA. The record is from the annotation of a GenBank genome assembly. NCBI's taxonomy places the organism in Eukaryota, Metazoa, Rotifera, Eurotatoria, Adinetida, Adinetidae.